GCGUGACGGCGCUGAGUGGCGUCUGCUGAAAGCGUCCGUGCGGAGCGUCGGCGUGUCGGCACCGCCGUCGGCUGCGGGCUGCGGACGGACGCGGCGUGCGUGCUUUGGGGCUCCCCGGGCACGGCACCCGCAAACGGGAGUGCUGGGGAGUUACGGGGCCUGGGAUCUUCUGACGGAAACCUGCUGGACUAAACCCUUGCUGCUAUGAAAGAAGAAGCGUCUUUCGUUACGGCGAGCUCCCGUGUGUGUCUGGUGUUCUCGCUCUCUGCGGUGCCUGAGAGAAGGCCGAGUAGAGCUGUGCUGUUUGCCCAGCAGCCAUCUGCGCAUAUAGCUGGGUGAUGGAGAUGUCUAAACCCUGCUCCCGAUCUUCAAAACAGAAAACAAGAUCCUGCUGGGUUCUGCCCACCUACCUCUGAAAGAGAGGUUUGAGGUUCUGUUUGUUGAAAUAGAAUGUAAGGUUCUGUUUGGAGGUGAGUUCUUGCAGAGUUGUCUGACCCUGUGGCACAGUGACAGGUGCUGCACAGCACACCCUCAGUGGUCUGUCAUCAGCCUGCACCUUUGGUGUGAACCUGCUUUCUCAGGGGGGUAGACACAUGCUCCAGCCCUUAUGGUUCUGUGUAAGUGCACAGAGUUACCCACGUUUGUGUGGAAAAGGUGAAAUGAACUCCAUCAGACCAGAAGGCCAACUGAGUUCUGGGCUGCAUUAAAAAGGGGUGGCCAGCAGGGAGAGGGAGGUGAUGGUCUCCCUCUACCUGUCUCUUGUGAGGCCCCAUCUGCAGCACUGCAUCCAUGCACGUCCAGCACAGGAAGGACAUGGAGCUCUUGGAGCAGGUCCAGAGGAGGGCACUGAGAUGAGCAGAGGGCUGGAGCAGCUCUGUUGUGAGGGAAGGUUGAGGGAACUGGGCUUGUUUAGCUUGCAGAAGAGAAGGCUCCAAGGAGACCUCGUUGUGGCCUUCCAGUGCUUGAAGAUAGCAUAUAAACAGGAGGGGGAACGGCUGUUUGUGAGGGUGAACAGUGAUAGGACAAGGGGGAAUGGUCUUAAACUGAGACAGGGGAAGUUUAGGUUGGAGAUUAGGAGGAAGUUUUUCACCCAGAGGGUGGUGAGGCACUGGAACAGGUUGCCCAAGGAGGCUGUGGAUGCCCCAUCUCUGGAGGCAUUCAAAGCCAGGCUGAAUGUGGCUCUGGGCAGCCUGGGCUGCUGGUUGGCGACCCUGCACAUAGCAGGGAGUUGAAAUUAGAUGAUCACUGUGGUCCUUUUCAACCCAGACCAUUCUAUGAUCUGCUUCCAGCACACCUGAUGGUGAGCAGCAGUCACAGAAUCACAGAGUCUGGAAAAGACACUAUAAGCAUCAGGUCCAGCUGCCAAGCCAUGUCUGCUAACCCAUAGUCCUUGAAUAUACUUCUCAGACAGCAGUUUUUUUUUUCCUUUGGUGCUCUCGUCCAGAGAAGUGUUAAGAGAGUGUAAGUCCUGUGUAUCUUUACAGAUGAAAUUACGGGAUAAAAAGAAAUUUCUUUCAAAUCUUGCAGAAUAAUUAGAAUUUCUGUUUGCCAGCAGGAGCACUGAGAACACUGGUGUGAUGCUGUUUUCCUUAGGACUGAGGAAGAUUUGGUGCCAGUGAAAGCGUGGGAAAACAUAUGCUUGAAGCAUGCAACAACAACCUGGAGAUGGCUGUCACCAUGUUUCUGGAUGGUGGAGGCAUAGCAGAGGAGCCCAGCACCAGCUCUGCAGCAGUGUCUGCAGUUCGGCCACACACCGAGUGCUGGUCAGCUUAGUUUUACUUCUAGGAAGAAAGAAAAAUAUGCAAAUGCAGAAAGGAGAAUAACUAGCUUCACAACAGCGAUCAAAGAUGUGGAGGCUAAUAGCAAGGGAUGAAGUACGAGCUCCAAUUCCUCAAAAACAGGAAAUUUUAGUAGAGCCUGAGCCCUUGUUUGGAGCUCCUAAGAGACGCAGACCUGCGCGUUCAAUAUUUGACGGCUUCCGGGAUUUUCAGACAGAAACCAUUCGACAGGAACAGGAGCUACGAAAUGGAGGAGCAGUAGAUAAGAAACUCACUACCCUAGCAGACCUCUUCAGGCCUCCCAUUGAUCUGAUGCACAAAGGCAGCUUUGAGACGGCCAAGGAGUGUGGUCAGAUGCAGAACAAAUGGCUCAUGAUAAACAUUCAGAACGUGCAAGAUUUUGCGUGCCAGUGUCUGAACCGCGACGUAUGGAGCAAUGAGGCUGUGAAGAACAUCAUCAGGGAGCAUUUCAUUUUUUGGCAGGUCUAUCACGACAGUGAGGAGGGGCAGAGGUACAUACAGUUUUAUAAAUUAGCAGACUUCCCUUAUGUCUCCAUCCUGGAUCCCAGGACAGGCCAGAAACUAGUGGAGUGGCACCAACUGGACGUGACCUCUUUCUUGGACCAAGUGACCGGGUUCCUGAGUGAGCACGGGCAGCUGGAUGGGCAUUCUACCAACCCUCCCCAAAAAUGCUCCCGUUCGGAGAGCCUCAUUGAUGCCAGUGAGGACAGCCAGCUGGAAGCUGCUAUCAGAGCUUCGUUACAGGAAACACAUUUUGAUUCCUCACAGACCAAGCAGGAGAGUCGAUCAGAUGAGGAAUCUGAGUCAGAGCUUUUUUCUGGAAGCGAAGAGUUCAUUUCUGUUUGCGGAUCUGAGGAGGAGGAGGAAUCGGAGAAUCCUGCCAAGUUGAGGAAGUCUCCACACAAAGACUUGGGGUACAAAAAAGAGGAAAGCCGGAGGCCUCAGCCUGAGCCCCCUGCAAGGACUGAGCCUGGGACAACAUCAAAUCACAGGGUACUGCCCUGCAUUGAUGCAGGGGUGGUGGAGGAGCCAGCUGACAAGCCUGAAAGUAUGUUGCAGGGCCUAGAUGUGAAUGGACCAAAGGCACAGCUGAUGCUAAGGUAUCCAGAUGGAAAGAGAGAACAAAUUUCACUGCCUGAACAAGCUAAACUUCUGGCUCUUGUGAAACAUGUCCAGUCAAAAGGGUACCCCAACGAACGCUUUGAACUCCUCACCAACUUCCCUCGAAGGAAACUCUCUCACCUGGACUAUGAGAUCACAUUACAGGAGGCAGGCCUGUGUCCUCAAGAGACUGUCUUUGUGCAGGAAAGGAAUUAGCACUGUGGCCUGAGUUCUCCCAGCCUUCCUCCCCUCUCCUCUUUGCCUAGGACACCAACUCGUUGAUAUGCAGUUGAGGGUCAUAGGAUUGCAGUGCUAAAAUCAGGCAGGCAGCUGGCUGGCCCUUCUCUCUCUUCUUCCCUUCUGCUCUAGCGACAAUUGAGCGUGUUCAGAGUUCUGUUUUUGUUCCCAGCUUGAGCCCUUGGGAAGAACAUCUUUCCUUUGUUUUCAUGAAGUAGAACAGGGACCUAUGAAUGCAGUGUGCUGGGACUUGGAGUGGCUGUAGUAGACACACCCUGCUCGCUGCUGUUCUUUAAUCAGUUUCAUUUAAUUUGUAUUUGAAAACACUGUUUGAUAAGGCACUGAGUCACCUCUGUAAAGAGAGAGUGUAAUCUUUAUUACAGUCUUUCGUUUGCUUUGAUUCUCCAUGUGAAGGUUCUCCAUUAACCUUACAGCAUUCUUGAGAUCAUUCACUUACCUUGCAGUCUGCUGAAACUUACUUUGGAAAGGAGUUCAGGAGCUGUGGCAAGAUUCUCUGCCCCUACCUAAUAGGCUUCUAGGCUGCAUGCAUGCUCUCAUCAUCCUUUAAAUGCUGCCAAUGGAUGCAGGUUUCAUCAUUUUUUUUAUGAAAAAAGCAAGGAUCCCCCCUCCAAAAAAAAAAAAAAGACUUGAAAAGUUGGGUCUGCUUUUGCUGCAGUAUCAACUCCUCCCUGCAAGGAGGGGGAAAUUCUGUUUUUUCUCCUUUUUACUUGCUUUCAGGAUUUUGCAGCUGACAAUAGAAGGUGGCAUGAUUCAGUGAAGACCUUGGGAGUGUGGAAAACAUGGAGUAAACUUGACAAGUAGUUGGCUUUUUUUUCCCUCCCUCCUUCUGUAUGUCACUGCUGCACCAGGGGUGACUAAUUUGUAAGUUGGCAUUAGAGCACAGACUGCAGUUGGGCAGGACAGCAAGUCCUAGGCAGGGUUCCUGUCAUUAAUUCAAACCAUAAAUAGCCUUGUUAAAACUGUGGAAGGAAUUAGUACUUCAUAAAAGACUUUAUAGCUGGUGGCAGCUCCAGGCUGCUUUUUAUUCUAUUGUAAUCUUAAUCUGCUGUCAUUUACCACUAAACCUGGAAGGAUGUAUUGAAAGCUACUCCUUUAUUUGUGGUUUCAUUUCAGCUACGAAAGCUGGCAGCAGAAUUCAUGCAGGCACAUCCUGUGUGUAUGCCAAGUGCCCUGUUUUCCCAGUGUCUCACCUGGACAUUGAGCCAUUGGUACAGCAUAGGUUACAGGAAACAAAAGUCAGUUAACACUGCCAUCUGCAUGAUGGAUGUGCAGUGUGUUUAUUUACAGUUAAGCAUCCAAUUUAAUGUUCUUCAUCAGGGAGGAAAAAGGCAUACGAGUCCUUCUGUAACUUCCUGUAACUGUCAGGUGGUUCAUACAUGUGACUUCAGUGGUCAGAAGUUUUCUAUAGCCUGAAACUUUUCAAGAUAUUUGUGCAUUUAAUUUCAUACCAGCCUUUGGAGUCUUUAAAUAGAGAAAGCCAUGGACAAUGUUUUGCAUUCCCCAUGGUAUAACAAUACAGUUGUGUAAAUUCAUUUUCCUUCUGCAUUAACGUCUUUGCAUUCUACUGCAAGGUACUGCAUUGUGAAAGCAGAAUCUGAUGGCAUUUUCCUGACCAGUGAGUGAUGUGACAUCAGAUGCCAGGUUUGGUUUGUAGAGCUCCUUUAAGAGGCUGUUUUGCAGCGCUAAAAGGUGAAUGACAAGGCCAGCAGAACGGUGAGAGUGUUGGUGUUUGGCCUCUGGGGCAGCAGCAGCAGCAUUUCUAGACUGAAAGAUAUCUAUAGAACUUCUAGAAUAUCCAAAUUCUUGUCUCACACCUGGGAGUAGAAGAGUAGGGCAGAAGGAAACCCUUCUGUGUAAGUAUGGUACUUAGGUAAUUUCAGCUCUCCAGUUAAAUAUCCUACUCUGAUGUUUAUUACCUUGAAACUUGCUGCCUCUUCUUCAGUGAAUUGCUGCAAGAAGGUGGGCUGCCAACAGGAAACAGCACCUGGCAUCAGCGUGAUGUCCUUUCUUGUCCCUCAGACAUGGGAGCAUGUUGACUUUUCUUGUUCUCCUGCCACUCCCUGUAUACAGCAGCCUUUGCACUUUUGCUUCUGUCUCUCAAGCUGUGACUGGCUGGCUGCAUCUUGGUACUGGCCGGGGGGGGUUGCAUCUGCUCUGAGCACAUUGUUCCACAUCAGCUUUCCUAAUAGUGAACUUAAACAUAGAAAAUUGACUCUGUUGUUUCAGUCUUGUGCCUGUUCCGUUGGUAGCUUCUCUUUUGAUCCUUCUCCACAGUUUUACUAAUGUACUUAAGCUUCAGCAAUUAGAUGUUAAAAAAAAAAAUCAACUAGUGGCUGCAUCAGGGAAAGAGGGAAAACUGCACUGCAGGCAGGAGCACGAGCUUCAUUUCUGAUGCUGAAGACCAGCAUGGUCCCAUAUUAUGAGCCUUUCUUUCUGACCCCAUUUUCCACAACUAGGAGCUGUGGAGCUGACUUUCUUUAAUCUGUGCUUAGCUGUAGGAUCAUGCUGUCAAAUCCAAAACAGGAAGUUCUGGUUUAGCAUCUCAUUGCCUUUGUUAUGCUCAAUCAUCUUGUGCAGAGGAAACCAAAAGUUGCACUUGGAUGUGGCAAGGUUUUUUCCUGAGCCAUCAAGACUAAAAGUCUUUCGUUUCAUUUCUUGUCUUCUUUCUGUCUCUUGGCUUUUUAUUAGCAAAUAGCAAUUCUUUUAUAACUGAUCAGGAAAUUAAGAAAUGGGGAGAAAAAACAAAACCAUAUUAAAAAUGGGAUUUUUCUUCCCUUUCAGGUAAGGACUCAGAAUUAUUUUGUGGCAGUUCUUAAUGCUUUGUUCUGCUCCAAGAAAUAAUGAGCUGAUCUGUUGUUGAGUUUGUUUGUUUCUCUGGCAUGUUGUGGUUUCUUUUGCCUUGACCUGUGAGCUGGAGGCAGAGAGGUCUUAAAGUGUCCCUGUGCACACCUCUUCUCUCUUUUCAUUCUUCUCCCUUUUUUCCCCCUUAUUCCCACCCCAGUAAAAGCAGAGCCACAGCUCACAUCACCCAGCUGUUCUCUGCUGUGAAAGCUGUGAAGAAAAAGCACCAGCCGGGGCACAGCUCCUCAGAUUUUCAUUCAGAGCUCUUUGGAGUUUGGAGAAACGUGUUUUGAUGGCCUGAAGAAUGUGGCUGAACACAUUAACAGAGCUAAGCAUGCGGCAGCUUGUAUCUGGGAAGGUGUAAGCCACCUGGACUCAAUUUAGAAAGAGCCUUGGUCAUGGUUGCUUCUGAAUGUUAAGUUUGAAGCUCAAAUUACUUUUGACGAGGCUGGAAAAAACACCUUAAAUCCUUAAUUGCAGAAUAAGUUGAAGUUGGAAGGACAAAGGAAAUCAUCCCUCAGUGUCUGUGGUUUGUGGUUUCCAGUGUUGUUUGGCCACAGUUUGCAUGGCAAAGGACUGCCACGAGCAGAGGCAGACAGUGGAAGGCUUUGUUGGUAGGGAGCUAAAGUGCUUCAAGCUGCAGCUUCUUGCUGCUUGCAAUGAAACCUUCUUUGCAUGUGUUCUUCAUCUAGCUUGUUUUUUUUGUUUUGGUUUUUAAUGUCUAACUGGCUUAUUUUUGCUGUCACAACCAGCAUCCAGAAACAGAGCACAAGCAGCUGGACCUCGCUUUCUUUGCCUGUUGCUGUCAGCACACUCUUUUGUUUUGGCUUCCCACUCUCAGACCUCCAGAGAUCCAGGGAAGGAUUUUGGCUCUUCCUAGCAGUACCUGCUCUCAGCCAGGCUGACCAACCGGCUUCAACCCUGUUGCCUCCUCUCCUGGAGGAAAUAGGGCAUCUGAAGGCUGUGUCACAGGUUGCUGGAUGUGCCUGUGUUGUUUUCAUUAGGCUUUGAACCGUGGUCUGAGAUUCUGCACUUCUGACAUUUAUGGACUGAAUAAUGUCAUGCUUCCUGGUGAAAAAUCUGAUAAGGUGACAACCUUGGUAUUGAAAGAAUGCGUGUGUGUAGCUUGUAAAGCAGAGCUGUCUACAGAAGGGCAGCAAUUUUCAGACGUAGACAUAAAUGGCCAUUUUGAUUAUGCACCAGCUCACCAAAUUAACUACUUAAUUAACUCAAUCAGUGUCAGUGUACAUGCUCCUCUGCACCAAGUCAUACCAGCUUCCACAUUUACAGGUGCUGUGGUUUGUACGCAUGCUGCCAUCAGAAACUGGCAGCUGGUUUUAGCACUUAAUGAGUAAACCUCACUGCUGGUGGGUUCUCACAUAGACUUAGAAAACUUCCAUGCAGCUGUGUGCUUUGCUGUUUGACAUACCCUGUGACUAUUCAGAACUUCUUGCUUGAAGUACGUCUGAGUUACGGGUAAUGAAACAGAACAGUUAAUCCUGAGGAUGGGGGCUUUCCUUUCUGGUUCUUUAAAGAAAAAGGCAUCUCCAUGCAGGAGUUCUUUGACGACAGCUACUGUGCUGCAGAGGGCACCAUGCAUUGCUUGCAGCUCCUGCAGGCAGCAAAUUACAGCUGGUUCUGAGAGCAGGCUCCUUGUCUGCUAGCUGGGAUGCUCUGUCCUGGCUCACUGAGUUUGUUCUCGCUGAGCUGGACCAUUGAGUUGGGUUGCAAGAACUCAAGAGUAACAAGGGCUCCACCCCUUCUUGUGGGGCAGGAAAUCACAGUGAAGCAUCCCUUCAGCUGCAUUUUGACUGGUGCUGAAGGCUGCAGCAAACAGGCAAGAUGCAUCUGAUGUUUUUCCAAACCAUGUGAGCCUCUGUUAUCUGGCUUCAUGUGGGGAAGUCCCUGUGAGUGGGAGGAUGCGUGUCAUUUAAGGAACUUGAAGUAACAACUUGUUACAGCUUUUUUUCUUGUCGCAGCUUUGUCCUUGUUUAAUCCCUUUUUAAUCCAGCUAGUAGAAAAGAAUAGCUCUGUAUGCCAAAGAGAGGAGAGGUGGCUGAAGUGGAGGUGGAGAGCAAAGUCCGUUGUGAAGAUUGGGUCUGCCUUGUCCAGCUGUUUUUCAACAGAAAUGAUUUCUGUAGGUGUCGUAGCUUUUGUCUUAAAGGCAAUACAAAACUCCCACCUGAGCCCUGCGUUGGCCAUCUCUGUUGUUGGAAAUUCCUUCAGCUGCAUUAGGAGUCAGCCAAACAUUUCAGUGAUGACUGUUAAGGUCUGCUGUAAGGUGGCUGUAAGGUGAACUGUAGCCUGUGAGGACAGCUUUGCAGGGGCUGUUUCUGAAAGCAGGAUCUCACUGCAUCCUGCUGCCUGCUCCCAAGCCUGAAGGUUAAUGGACUCCCUUUCUGUGGUGUGCUGCAAGAUGACUUCUAAUCUUGUCUUCUCUUGCCCAUGAGGUGCUUAGUGUCUGUCCACUUCCCUAAAUAGAGCCAUAUGUAUAUAUGUGUACACACACACAUCUGUAAUUGGAGGACGUGGCACUUAACAUCAGUGCCUUGGCUUCGUCCGUUCUGUCUCCUGUUUGCUGCCGGUACAUUGUGAGUAGUCACAGAAGUUUGGGAUUUGGUCACUAUCUAAUUACUGCGUCUGCAGUACGAGGAAGAGCAGUUCUGUAUCUGCCUGUGAAAGGGUGCUGGGAUUUGAUGGGAUAGGAUAGCUAGGGGAAGGCCGUGGAGCAGGGGGCCGAGGUGCUAUUUGAUACAACAGCUCUGUGUGAAACAAAUCUGCAGAGCAUGCCUCGGAGCCGUGGUGUCUGAUGAGAGACACCGGGCUGUACAGCAGAUGACUCUCAGUGAGGCUGAGUCCUCUCAUGGGUGAACUUACAGUUUCCAAAUUUGGGCUUCGCCUGCCGGUUUUUACACUGGUCACUUUUUCCUUCAAUGAUGCAACUUCAUGCUGGAGGAGGGAGAGAACUAAUUUGGGUGAUUUCAGCUCACUGUGCUGGGAGGGACCAAACUCAAGGAAACCUCUGAUCUAUAUACACAACUGCUGCAUUUUUUAUAAAUAUAUGUAAAUGUCCUAUUGUAAUAUUUGAUCCUGGAAAUAAAACAAACUGUUUUCACUA
Tympanuchus pallidicinctus (lesser prairie-chicken) is the source of this 9117-nucleotide messenger RNA. RefSeq names its product UBX domain protein 7 (gene UBXN7). The transcript is spliced from 12 exons. The coding region runs from base 1848 to 3116 and encodes 422 amino acids. Gene Ontology annotation, molecular function: ubiquitin binding. The record is from RefSeq and is a predicted model, not a curated record. Gene Ontology annotation, cellular component: nucleus. NCBI's taxonomy places the organism in Eukaryota, Metazoa, Chordata, Aves, Galliformes, Phasianidae. Gene Ontology annotation, biological process: proteasome-mediated ubiquitin-dependent protein catabolic process.